CCCGGCGCGCGGUCGCCAUGGUGACGCACGCCGGGGCCGAGAGGAGCUUUUGUGAGUCGCUCCGGGCUGCGCGGCUGCGGAGGUGCGGGGACCCGGACUUGCGCCGGAGGGGGCGGUGGGCUCACCUAUGGGCCUUUCCAAAAGCAAAGAGAAACCCAGGAAAGAUGAGGAGCAAAAGAAGGGAUCCACCUAUUCAGUUCCAAAAUCUAAGGAGAAGUUGAUGGAGAAGCAUUCCCAGGAAAACAGGCAGGCAGACAGGGAGUUGGAGAAGCCUGUGGACAGCCUCCACCCGGGGGCCGGGACAGCCAAGCACCCGCCGCCGGCAGCUUCGCUGGAAGAGAAACCUGACGUAAAGCAAAAGUCCAGCAGGAAGAAAGUGGUCGUUCCACAGAUCAUCAUCACGCGAGCGUCGAAUGAGACGCUAGUCAGCUGCAGUUCCAGCGGGAGUGACCAGCAGAGAACCAUUCGGGAGCCGGAGGACUGGGGCCCCUACCGGCGGCACAGGAACCCCAGUACAGCAGACGCCUAUAAUUUACAUCUCAAAGAAUAAACAAGCACCCUUGCAUGGCACUCGCUACUCCCUGCAAUAGGCAUCUCAGGAACGGCCGCCCCACCCUGUGAGAAGCCGCGGCCCCUUCUCCAGUGCUCUCUGGGAGGGUGCACCAGGCCCGCCCCACUCUGUGAGAAACUGCAGCCCCCUUCUCCAGUGCUUUCGGGGAGGGUGCACCAGGCCCGCCCCACCCUGUGAGAAGCCGUGGCCCCCUUCUCCAGUGCUCUCGGGGAGGGUGCACCAGGCCCGCCCCACCCUGUGAGAAGCCAUGGCCCCCUUCUCCAGUGCUCUCGGGGAGGGUGCACCAGGCCUGUCCCCCCGUGAGAAACCGCAGCCCCCUUUUCCAGUGCUCUCGGGGAGGGUGCACCAGGCCCGCCCACCCUGAGAAACUGCAGCCCCUUUCUCCAGCACCAGGCUCGCCCCACCCUGUGAGAAGCCAUGGCCCCCUUCUCCAGUGCUCUCGGGGAGGGUGCACCAGGCCUGCCCCCCCGUGAGAAACUGCAGCCCCCUUUUCCAGUGUUCUCAGGGAGGGUGCACCAGGCUCGCCCCACCCUGUGAGAAGCCGCAGCCCGUUCUCCAUUGCCAUUUGGUCCUGCCUUCCCCAGAGCUGCUAGCAGCUCGGUGGAGGCAAGAGUGACUGGCUCAGAGAGCGAGCUUUGUGGUAUUGAUAAAUGAAUAAAUUAGUAUGUUCAUGUUGGAAGUGGCUGGCUCUGCAGAGUGAUGGACAGCAGAUGGCAUCUUACAUUCUGAUUUGCGGUGCACAGUUAAAACACUUCCCUUCGUUUCAGAAGGAAACAGUGUGAAUACUUUGAAGUUAUAGUGAAUAAGAUGCCUCCCAAACUUGAGGAAAAGGUCAGAUUCUAAGAGCUAAACGUUAAGAUGUAAUGUUCCAGAACAAAGAGGUGCAGAGUCGCCGAACGGGGCCCCAGGGCUCCUAGCUUGACUAAUCUGAGUCAGCUUAUUAAAAGGCCCCAAAGAAGAAUGUGGAAUGUGUGCUGGGGGCAUGGGACAGCCGUGGCACUGAGACUUUGGAAGUGGCCUUGCCAGCGCUGUCCUGUCUCUGGCCCACAGAUGAGGGCUCCUGAUUGUGGAAGGCCACGGAAGGGACCUGAACACAACGGCAUGAGACAAGUUAUCUCAUGUGGCUGCACCUCUCCAGCAACCCUCAGCUCAGGCUAGACUUUCCCCCUGUGUUGAGAAUGCCCUGCCCUGUCUGGAAGCCUGAUGCAUUUAGUGACAGUGUGUGAGCUUUGUUAGUUUCUAGUCUGGCCAGCAGGCUUUCCAUGUGAUCUCUCAUUGGCUUGCUUCAGUGGCCAGCGGAGCCAGGGGUGUCCACCAGAGUCCUGGACACAGACUCCUCAGGUGCCAGCGGGAGGGAGCCUGCUGCCUGCCACACACACACAAUUUCUAAGCCAUGCAGGCCUGUGUAGUACACACACACACACACAGCCUUAGGAAUUGUGAAAGGCCAAUCAAAACUUGGGACCCUAAUUUCACUCUGCCAAAAGAAAAAAAAAAUAAGCUGAAAUAUGAGUCACCCAAGAAACUGCUUCCUUUUUGUUCGUAAGCAGAGAGCUACCAAUAAAAAGUUAAAGUUUCUCCAUAGGUAGCUACUCUGUUCACCUUCUGUGAAGUGCCAAAUUUUUUUAUUAUUAUACUUUUAAGUUCUAGGGUACGUGUGCACAACGUGCAGGUUUGUUACAUAUGUAUGCAUGUGCCAUGUUGGUGUGCUGCACCCAUUAACUCGUCAUUUACGUUAGGUAUAUCUCCUAAUGCUAUCCCUCCCCCCUCCCCCCACCCCACGACAGGCCUCGAUGUGUGAUGUUCCCCUUCCUGUGUCCAAGUGUUCUCAUUGUUCAAUUCCCACUUAUGAGUGAGAACUGCGGUGUUUGGUUUUUUGUCCUUGCGAUAGUUUGCCGAGAAUGAUGGUUUCCAGCUUCAUCCAUGUCCCUGCACAGGACAUGAACUCAUCCUUUUUUAUGGCUGCAUAGUAUUCCAUGGUGUAUAUGUGCCACAUUUUCUUAAUCCAGUCUAUCACUGAUGGGCAUUUGGGUUGGUUCCAAGUCUUUGCUAUUGUGAAUAGUGCUGCAAUAAACAUACGUGUGCAUGUGUC
Molecule: messenger RNA, 2663 nt
Organism: Pongo pygmaeus (Bornean orangutan)
Lineage: Eukaryota; Metazoa; Chordata; Mammalia; Primates; Hominidae
Gene: SPATA33
Product: spermatogenesis associated 33
Exons: 3
Coding region: 128-550 (140 amino acids)
Cellular component (GO): nucleus; cytoplasm
Source: RefSeq, a predicted model, not a curated record